Schistocerca gregaria is the source of this 4055-nucleotide messenger RNA. Its product is annotated as voltage-dependent calcium channel subunit alpha-2/delta-3-like. Gene Ontology annotation, cellular component: voltage-gated calcium channel complex. The record is from RefSeq and is a predicted model, not a curated record. The coding region runs from base 116 to 3763 and encodes 1215 amino acids. Gene Ontology annotation, molecular function: voltage-gated calcium channel activity. NCBI's taxonomy places the organism in Eukaryota, Metazoa, Arthropoda, Insecta, Orthoptera, Acrididae. The transcript is spliced from 27 exons.
UGGCGGGCAGGCGAGUGUCGGGGCAGUGCGGCGCGCUGGGCUGCGGCCAGGCGCGUCUAUAAUUAGCGGCGUGUGCGCGGCUGUCCACUGGGGUCGCGAGGCCUCAGUCGACGCGAUGGCGUCGCCGCUGCCGCUGCGGCUGCUGCUGGCUGCCGCUCUGCUCGCCUCCUGCGCCGCACAGCUCGACUACGCCGAACCGCCCAAGAAGCACUUGGUGUUAAAAUGGGCAGACCAGCUUGGGGAUGAACUAUGGAGACUAACUACAUCAGUAACAAGAGCACAUGAUGUUCGAGCUAGAUACAAAUACUUGAAUGCAAGUGUCAAGGAGAGAAGUGGUGCUGAACUACUUAAAGCUAUGAUUGAGAAUGUUGAACGAAUGCUCAAGUCAAAAAUUGUUUCUGUCAAGUGUAUAAUGCAGAAAGCAGAGCAGCUGGCUGAAAGUUUUGACCCUCUUGAGUAUGUGAACUUCACAUAUCACAGUGCAAAAUGUUCUCCUGUCAAUGAUGAGCCAUCAGACUCAGAAUCAUGUGAUGAUGAAUAUCCGUAUGCUCCAAUGUAUCUGGAACCUGAUCGACAGUUUAGUAGCAUUCCUGUAAACAGGAGUCACAGUUCAGUCCACGUGCCCACCAACGUUUUUGAUUUAGGAGGGGAUGUGUAUGAUGGAAUUAAGUGGUCAGAGGGGCUAGAUGAAGUAUUCAUUCAGAAUCUUAAGAGUGAUCCUACCAUAUCUUGGCAACUAUUUGGUGGUGCUACAGGAUUUAUGCGAAUGUUUCCAGCCAUGAAGUGGGCACAACCAAUAGACCUGUUUGACUGCCGCACGCGCUCCUGGUAUAUUGAAGCUUCAACUUGCAGCAAAGAUGUUGUCGUCCUGAUGGACACCACGGGAUCGAUGAAAGGCCUGAGGCACACGAUUUCCAAACACACAGUGCGCACUAUUCUUGAUACACUUUCCAAUAAUGACUUUGUUAAUGUCUUCAACUUCUCAGAGAGAGCCCAGGAGACUGUGCCGUGUUUCAAGAAUAUGCUAGUACAGGCUACUUUGGAAAAUGUAAACACCCUGAAAGAUUCCUUGGAAAUAAUUGACCCAGAAGGAGUUGCCAAUUUUUCCCAGGCAUUUAUUCAGGCCUUCAAACUUCUGGAGAAAUCUAGAAACGAGCGUGACUGUGGAGGAAAUGGUACAAGACUGACCUGUAAUCAGGCUGUGAUGCUGAUUACAGAUAGUGUAACAGGGAACAUAACUGAGGUUUUUGAGAUAUAUAACCGUUUAAAUAAUGGUAGCACAAUUCCUGUCAGAGUCUUUACAUUUCUAGUUGGUAGAGAAGUUACAAAAGUCAUGGAAAUUAAGUGGAUGGCGUGUCUAAACAGAGGUGUAUUCAAACACAUUCAGAGUCUCAAUGAAGUGCGAGAGACGGUGUUUCAGUACAUCCCAAUAAUUGCACAACCAUUAGUCUUGCAAGGCGAGAUACAUCCUGUUGUGUGGACCCAUGCAGAUGCUGAUGUUGAGGAUCCAAAGCUAGCAAAAUGGCUAUUUGAUGUGAUGGAAAAUUUAGAACAGAAAGAAAAGCUAGAUAAACAUUUCCGAAAUAAAGAACUGUAUUUCAGCCAACGUGAGGAGGACAAUGUUUAUAAGCAGACUGUAGUCAAGAAAGUAUGGGAACCAGAUGAAAUCAAAUUCCAGGAAUACCAUCUUGUUACCUCAGUGUCUGUUCCAGCAUUUGAAAGAAGAAUGGAGUAUACAACAGAUAACAAGACAGAAGCUCCUUCUCUUCUUGGUAUUGCAGGAAUUGAUGUUCCUAUUCCUGAAAUUGAGAAACUCACAAUGCCUUACAAAAUUGGUGUCAAUGGCUAUGCUUUCAUAGUUACAAAUAAUGGUUAUGUUUUACUUCAUCCUGACCUUCGCCCAGUGUCAUAUGGUUACCUGAAAGACAACUAUAAUAGUGUAGACCUGACUGAAGUGGAACUUCUUGACAGCAUGUCACCUGCUGCACCACCUCGAGAGUUGCCAGAAAAAAUACUAGAGCUGAGGGAGAGGAUGGUAAACCAUGAAGAUGGAGAAAUAUUAAACAUUUCCAUGAAAUAUCACUAUGAUGACAUGCGACGUGUGAUGAGCGAAGAACGGAACUACUAUUUCUCCGGGUUGGAAGGCACUCCAUUUAGUCUUGGGAUUUCUUUGCCUGAAGGUUAUGGCAAAUUUUAUUUAAGAGUGAAUGACAUAAUAAAAGAUCAUGCUCGGAAAGGAAAGCCAGUUACCAAUUACUUCCAAGGAAAUAACUGGAAAGUGCAUCCAAACUGGUUGUAUUGCAGAUACUUCCAUGGCUCUCUCCACAACUUUACUUCACCAGAAAGAGAAGUGUACCACUUCUUGGAGAGUAUGAGCAGUACGAACUUUCAGUGGAAGGAAAUGUUUGCUGGUGAUCCCAUAGGUCAAGAAGAGGAUUACUCCACACGCUCAACUACACCUGUGAACUGUGACAGACCAGAAAUUACAGAAGAUGAAUAUUACUGUGAGAAAGAACUGAUGCAAAUGUUAGUGUUUGAUGGAAGACUGACCCAUGAAUUCUUUGGUGACAGUUGGUCGUUUGAGAACACUGAAGAGUAUUUAAUAAAACUUUACAACACUAGCCUUAAAUUUAUGGCAACACAAAGUGGACUAACAAGAUGGCAGUAUAUAAUGGAUACAGAAGAAGGCAAGGAUGAAAUCUCAGAGUUUGGUGACCUUUUCCCUCAUUCGGUGGAGGAGGCAUGGUACAAAGCUGCAGUCAUUGAGCAUAAACAUGAUCCAGAGUCAGUUGUCAUUUCUGCUCCUUUUGAUGCAGGUAGAAAGGAUGAUGUUCCCAUAACUCUGAGUCAUGCCAUAUUUCCACGAGAUGCUGGUAAGGAGGCACCAGCAUCUGUAGUAGGACUUCAGAUACAGCACAGGGCUCUUUAUGAUCGAUUCAUGUCCAUCACAGAAGAGGGUACACACCACUACAAUGAAACUUGUGCACAUGAAGGACUGGACUGCUACUUACUUGAUAGCAAUGGCUAUAUAGUGAUCUCAGAGACGCUGGAACACACUGGCCAAUUUUUUGGUGAAGUGGAGGGUGCUGUGAUGAAAGAAAUGGUGGAGCUAGGCAUUUUCAGAGAAAUUCCAAUCUAUGAUUAUCAAUCACUGUGCUUCACCAUGGUCCCAGACAGUAGUGCUGCUGGUGGACUCUGGACACCUAUUGCAUAUGUGCAGUGGCUUAUCAGUGAGCUACUGUUGGCUUUGCUCCGAAUAAAUGUACAGCAGCUCUGGUCUCUAAACUGGGCAACAGCCACACCUCUUGCAACAUUUGGGCCUACUACUGAGGCCCCAAAGAAAAAGAUGAAAAUGAAGAGGGUUGCCAAACCAUGUGAUCAGAAGUACAACUUAUAUGUGUUUCAUCCAGAGAACCUGGAAUGUGAAGAUUUCCAGUUCAUCCCAAGUCACUGUUCGAGACCAUUCAUUCCAUGCCGUGUUCCACACACAAGUCUACUACUGGUUGUGGUGGAUUCUAUGCGUCCAACUUGCUUUAGCCAUCUGAGUGCUAAGUCUGAAUUAGUGGACUACAAUGAUACAGAACACCCCUGCCACAAACUACCACUGAACAAACUACCUCGGAGUCGGUUCUCUGCAUGUUUCACUGAAGAUCCAAGGGAGGAACUGGAUAAGUACUGUGGGGCAGCUGCAGAAGCAAAAGUCAGCCAGUUUGCUCUGAGUCUGUGUGGGGUUAUGUUAUAUGUCACCUCCAAGAUACUCUGAUGCUGGCUGUGACUGUUUUGGGCGACUCAGAACAGUCACAAGUUAUAUAAAUACCUGUUCACAAGUCAGGUUUUGUUCACCUGACUUACAUUUCUUUAAUUAUAUGGUCCAGAAAUUCCAAGAUAAGAAUCUCAUGGUAUGGUGAUCCAUAUUACUGUUCAACACUUGUGUUUAUUUGCUAUUGCUGCACAAAUGUUAUAGAACCAGACUAGAUGAAGAUGUAAAAACAAUAUACACAUAUUAAAAAUGAAAUGUUCACACUGGAAUAAAGUUCUACACUUUUUAACAAAGA